This is a messenger RNA of Lagopus muta (rock ptarmigan), 1421 nucleotides long. RefSeq names its product steroid receptor RNA activator 1 (gene SRA1). Gene Ontology annotation, biological process: regulation of transcription by RNA polymerase II. The coding region runs from base 90 to 749 and encodes 219 amino acids. The transcript has 5 exons. NCBI's taxonomy places the organism in Eukaryota, Metazoa, Chordata, Aves, Galliformes, Phasianidae. The record is from RefSeq and is a predicted model, not a curated record. Gene Ontology annotation, cellular component: nucleus.
GCCAGCUCUGCCUCCGCCCUCGGUUCCGCCCUCGGUUCCGCCUCGCCGUGGCGCCUAGCGGGAGGGGCGCGGCGCGGUGACGUGGCGCCAUGGCGGAGCUCUACGUGAAGCCGGGGAACGCGCAGCGCGGCUGGAACGACCCUCCGCAGUUCUCCUACGGGCUUCAGGCGCGGGCCGCGGGCCGCGGGCGGACCUCGCUCAGUCGCCGGGCGCCGAGCGCUCCGCUGGGCCCCCCUGCAGGUGCUCCUCUGGACCGCCCCCCCGCGGCGCCGGGAGCGCCGCCGUUGGCUCCUCCCGGCCCCGCCCCGAGCGCCCGCGGCGCCCCGAGCCCCGCGCCCGGCGAGGAAGGCGGUGCCGCGGACGGGGAGGUUCCCGCCGACGCCGUGCUGGUCCCGCUGCGGGAGGCGCUGUCCGCGUGCCGCCCCGCCGUGAAGAAACAAGUGUGCGAUGACAUCGGGCGGCGGCUGACGGCGCUCGGGGACGCGUGGGCCCAGGGGAAGCUGUCGGCCCCCGUGAGGAGAAGGAUGGCCCUCCUGGUGCGAGAACUGGAGCGGCGCCGCUGGGACGCGGCCGACGAGAUCCACCGCUCGCUGAUGGUGGACCACGUGAACGAGGUGAGCCUGUGGCUGGUGGGCGUCAAGCGGUUGAUCGCCGAGUGCAGGACCCUGCCCGCAGCCGAGCUGGGCGAGGACGACAACACAGUCGCACCCGGGCCGGAGAUGCCCGCACCACCCGGAGCUGCGGACUAAGUGGGGCGGCUGGAGGAGGAAAGCUCGGGACCCGGGCGAUGCUUUUGCCUCUCACUUUUCUCUCAGAAAAGGGGAAUUUUAAUCACUGCGACAUAUCGGUGGUGAUUCACUACAUGAUGCUCAAUAAACAGCGCUAAUCUGUCCCCAACCCCAUUCUCUGGGUACAGAGCUGCUGCUUGGGGGCUGCAGCAGCCUCAGCUGUUGGUUGCAGGCUGUGCAAGCGCAGUGUGGGAAGCAGUUCCACCCUGUAGCACGGAGGCUGCACUGCAGCUGGCUGUGACAGCAGCGGUGCUCGUCCCUGCCCCACUGGCCCCCUCCAGCCUCAGAUACAGCAGCACGGGGGUGAGUUGCUGCAGGAGAGCCAGAGCCCAGGUCAACUGCAGGGAGCAGCGGGAGAGGGGAAAUGGGAACCACCCCAGGCAGCCUCAGAGCUGGUGUAGAACCAUCAUGACACUCCAGGCCAAGUGCUCCACAGAUGCUGUAGAGCAAGCAGCCCCUGCCCCACCACUCCCUCACGUGCCUGCCAGCACUGCCCCAACCACAGCUGGGACAGUGAGGGACAUGAGUGGCAGCAGCAGCAAGGGUGUACAAUGGGCUGUGCCCAGAUGUUAGCUUGUACUGCUGAGGUAGUUGGAGCUGUUGCUGACAUAAACUUGAAUUCCUACAUUCACG